UAUUGUUUUCCGCAAUUUUAGAAAAUCAAACUAUGAUUGGAUAGACUUACACUUACACCACCUUUUGCAUAAUCAUUUCUACAUCAUGGCAGAAGUAACAAAAAAUACUUCUAAUGAUUCUAUUGCUGAUGAACCACCGCCAUAUUCUGUUGUUAUUCUAUCUAGCAGUCCAGAAACAUGCAAGGAGAAUGAAAAUGAGCCUGAAAAUCCACAAGCUGAAAAAUCAGUCAAGAAACCAAUACCAUCUUCAUUAAUGGCUUCUUUCUUUUCCCCUCUCAGUUCAAGGAUAUCUCCAGAGAAAAUGGAGAUUGGACGAAACUGCUGCAACCGAUCAACAGGCCUACUCCUGGCAUUUGCCUCUGGAAUUCUCAUGACAGCAUACUCUGCUAUGAUUAAGUUCCUAGAUGAAAUGGAUAGCAUGCAAGUAGUUAUUAUAAGAGGCACCAUGCAGGCAGUCAUACUCGGAAGCGUUGCAGCCUAUAAUAAAAGCUCGUUUAUAGGUAAACGAGAACGAUGGGUUCCUCUUUUACUUUUCCUUGUGGCAUUUACUGGAGGAUUACGAAUUCUGUUCAUAUUUACUUCAGUGUCAAGAUUACCGCUAGGGGACUCUACAACUAUACUCUUCUCAUCUCCAGUAUUUGUUAUGGUCUUCUCAAUCUUCUUACUCAAGGAGAAGUGUGGAGUCUUCAAGCUGUUUGCUGGAUCUGCUCUAGUUACUGGAGUAGUACUUAUCUCUAAACCACCGUUUAUAUUCGGGUCCACUGGAACUCAAGAUUAUGAUGUUCUAGGCUAUACACUUGUCUGCCUGGCAUGCCUGAUGUCUGCCCUGGGUGUGGUUCUAACCAAGAAAAUAACAAAACAAGUUGAUAAAAACGUUAUCAUGUUUUAUCUUGGUGUUGGAACAGUAGUUUGUGGAUUUAUCGGUCUCUUUGGAUUUGGGAAACCAAGCAAUCCACCAGCCUGGGAGUGGGCGCUUAGUCUAGGCAUCUCUGGACUGGGUAUGUUACAGCAGUAUCUGUUUGUAAUGGCUGUCACAUUAGAGACCCCUUCAAGAGUUACAGUGGUUAGACAGUCACAGAUUAUUCUAGCAUACAUUGUGCAGGCUGUUUUCUUCGACCUUACUCCUGGUUGGAUGGAUAUACUGGGAGCAGGGAUUAUAGUUCUGACCAUUCUUACAACUACUGCUGAAAACCAAAUCAGGGGAUUAGCAAGAACCUACUGCUCCUGUUUUAGGAGUUCUGAAAUCCAUCCAGAACAGGAGAAAGGAGAAAAGGAGAAAGAUAAGAAAAACGUGGACGUAGAAAUAGGAAUCCCUGAGAAAGCUAAUGCUAUCAGUGAACCUGGAGAAAAGGGUUCAAAUCUAGAAGAUAAAUGUGUCAAAGAUUUGAUCAAAGAAAAGAAAAUGAAAGAUGACUCUGUCUCUUUAAAAGACGUCAAUAUGAUUUCUAAUCUUGACGAAACUGAAAAUACAGUAAAUUCAUUGAAAGAGGAGACAAGAAAAAGAUAAACUCAAAAACCUGACAAAUUGUAAAUUAUUUAAAUGUUCAAAUACCAAAUUUUUCAAAGAUCUAUGUAUUAUAUGCAUAAUUGUAAAUAUUAUAUAUAAAAUGUUAUUUAAAAAAGAGCA
Eurytemora carolleeae is the source of this 1627-nucleotide messenger RNA. Its product is annotated as solute carrier family 35 member G1. The transcript is spliced from 6 exons. The record is from RefSeq and is a predicted model, not a curated record. The coding region runs from base 86 to 1507 and encodes 473 amino acids. NCBI's taxonomy places the organism in Eukaryota, Metazoa, Arthropoda, Copepoda, Calanoida, Temoridae. Gene Ontology annotation, cellular component: membrane.